GCAAGAUAUGAAAUCAUCGGCGGGGCGCGAUCGAGAUCGUCCAAGAACCAACACACACUACCACACGCGGACGCGCGGGGAAGUGUCGGCAGGGACGAGACCAUCCAAGGCGCGAAGAUUGAACCGCUUGCCGGCAAGCAGACCCAGGGAGCGAGAAGAGACCCGGGAAUCGAUGUUGAGAACGUAGAUGGUACCAGGAUUCCUCCCCUGGGUGCUGUAAGGGAGACAACACCACCUCCCUAG
Molecule: messenger RNA, 243 nt
Organism: Capronia coronata CBS 617.96
Lineage: Eukaryota; Fungi; Ascomycota; Eurotiomycetes; Chaetothyriales; Herpotrichiellaceae
Exons: 1
Coding region: 8-187 (59 amino acids)
Source: RefSeq, a predicted model, not a curated record